Molecule: messenger RNA, 1390 nt
Organism: Lycium ferocissimum
Lineage: Eukaryota; Viridiplantae; Streptophyta; Magnoliopsida; Solanales; Solanaceae
Product: protein PELPK1-like
Exons: 2
Coding region: 51-1199 (382 amino acids)
Source: RefSeq, a predicted model, not a curated record
UCCCUUCAAAUUCUCCUUGUUGCAUGCAUGCAAAACUUAUAUAAAGCAAUAUGGAAAACCAAGGGAAUAUCAAAAUUUCAUUUGCUUUUAACACAUUUUUCUCUAAGCUUCUUGGAUCUGAGAAAAAAAUGGCUCAGCAUUACAACCUAACCUCUCUCUUCCUGCUCACAUUUAUCUACUUUAUGCAUGACCACAUGAUAACUACUGCAACCGCACGUCGCCUUUUAGAGACGCCUCUCCCUGAAAUUCCUAAACCAGAAUUCUCGAAAGCUCUAACCUUGCAAAAGCAUGAAAUUUCAAGUGUUUUGAAACUCGAAAUUCCAACUUGGACAAAGUCAGAGAUACCUGCUGGCCCAAAGCCUGAGGUCCCAGCAGCUUCGAAGCCCGAGUUUCCAAGUUGGCCAAAGCCCAAACUUCCAUCUUGGCCAAAGCGUGAAGUCCCAGCUGCGCCGAAGCACGAACUUCCAUCUUGGCGAAAGCCAGAGGUCCCAGCUGCGCCGAAGCCUGAACUCCCAAGUGUGCCAAAGGCCGACCUUCCAUCAUGGCCAAAGCCCGAGAAACCUGCCGCUCCAAAGCCCGAGUUCCCAAAUUGGCCGAAGCCCGAGCUUCCAUCUUGGCCAAAGCCCGAGAAACCUGCCGCUCCAAAGCCGGAGUUCCCAAGUUGGCCAAAGCCUGAGGUCCCAGCUGCACCGAAGCCCCAACUUCCAUCUUGGCCAAAGCCUGAAGUCCCAGCUGCGCCGAAGCCCGAGCUUCCAUCUUGGCCAAAGCCUGAGGUCCCAGCUGCACCAAAGCCCGAGCUUCCAUCUUGGCCAAAGCCUGAGAAACCUGCUGCUCCAAAGCCCGAGUUUCCAAGUUGGCCAAAGCCCGAGCUUCCAUCUUGGCCAAAGCCCGAGAAACCUGCUGCUCCAAAGCCCGAGUUUCCAAGUUGGCCAAAGCCCGAGCUUCCAUCUUGGCUGAAGCCUGAGGUACCAGCUGCGCCGAUGCCUGCAAAGCCUGAGCUUCCAUCUUGGCCAAAGCCUGAGACACCUGCUGCUCCAAAGCCAGAGUUUCCAAGUUGGCCAAAGCCUGAAAUCCCAAGUGUGCCAAAGCCCGAGCUUCCAUCUUGGCCGAAGCCUGAGGUCCCAGCUGUGUCAAAGCCCAAGCUUCCAAGUUGGCUAAAACCUACACUUUCUCCACCACACCAACCCGCUACUCCUUGAGUAACUACGGUGUCGUUCGUGUGCUUUGUUGGCAGAAUAAUUCAUUUGUAGUAUUUGGUCUCGAAUGUUCCUUGUUAACGAGUUAUUAAGUCUUACUUUUAUGUAUUUCUUAUAUGGUGUAUUAAAGCUAUAAGCAAUGUGACAUUCGGGAGUUACUUUGAUAUAUAUAAGUUUUGUCGUUAGCCAUUUCA